UGGAAGCUCCCAAUGUCAGUGCUGCAACGACUCGUCUCGGAGUGAUCGGAGGGCCCGGUGCAUACCUGGGUUGGCUGGAUCAUGUUUUGCCGCAUUGAAGACCUCGAGUGGACCUGAGGACGGGGGUAUUCUGUCAGUGUGCUGCUGUGCAAUCAACGGGCCAGCAAUGCUCAUGUCCUACCCAUAGCGUCUAGCGUGUCCAUUCCCUCGUGCUGUCACGACACCUCAGUCAGCACCUGAUCAAGCUGGAGACUAAUAUGUAGCUCUGAUGCAUCGGUAUGGCACUUACGAGGGUGAUGAGAACCUUGACCGGCUCGUAGUCGGCGGCUUCCUCAACGAUUGCACUCAUCUUGACGGUAUUGCAGGUGUGUUUGGUGGACUGUGAAUGAUGGUGAUGGAGAUGAAGGAGGAGGAGGAGGAGGAGGAGGAGGGGAUGCAGGAGGAUGAGGCUUAAGUCAAAGAGGAAGGAGCAAGCUCUUCUUGUAUUAUGGAGGAUAGCGGGGAUGGCACAGUCAGGGAAGGUAUGAUCAGCCCAUUGGUUCUACCUAUGACUGAUCUCGUGUGACGACGCUCGUGACCUCGUCUUCACUUCCAUGCCAGAAAAGAAGCUCGUAGCUCUGUCCCCUCGUUUACCCUGGGAAAGUUUGUGGGGUGCAUACAAGAAACACGCUAAGGAGGACUUGGAUCGACGAAGGGCAUUGCGCUGCCUUGGACCAACGAUGAAAGGCAUUGGAACUGCGGACGAGAGUACCUCUAUGCUUGCUCCGGAGCACGUCUACCAAGAUCACGGUCCGUAUUUCUCAUGCUGAGUUGUCGUCCUCUCGAUCGCCCCACGCGUUGCAUGUCAUACCCACAUAGCUACCUAUCGUUUAAUCUCCUUUGUAUGGCGGUACGGCUCGGCGACAUCCGGACAUGUCAUGGUUUCAUAAGUCGAUCACCCCACUUGUGGUUACAAUGUGGUGGUAUACCUCCUGCACGUCCACCAAUGAAGGACUAUAUGGAUAUUGCUGUAGCUGCAAUGCUGCAGGCAGAAAUAUGAAGAAAGCUCGUGGGAUUUCUCGGCUCAUAUCUGGCGAAUGCUCGUCAUUGCGGGUGUACUCUACUCUCCAUAGG
Sphaerulina musiva SO2202 is the source of this 1113-nucleotide messenger RNA. RefSeq lists its product as uncharacterized. Lineage: Eukaryota; Fungi; Ascomycota; Dothideomycetes; Mycosphaerellales; Mycosphaerellaceae. The transcript has a single exon. The record is from RefSeq and is a predicted model, not a curated record. Bases 803 to 1039 code for a protein of 78 amino acids.